Diorhabda sublineata is the source of this 1628-nucleotide messenger RNA. RefSeq lists its product as uncharacterized. The coding region runs from base 636 to 1592 and encodes 318 amino acids. The record is from RefSeq and is a predicted model, not a curated record. Lineage: Eukaryota; Metazoa; Arthropoda; Insecta; Coleoptera; Chrysomelidae. The transcript is spliced from 7 exons. Gene Ontology annotation, cellular component: neuron projection membrane. Gene Ontology annotation, biological process: synapse organization.
CGGUGGCCGCGUCAGAGUGUGCCACGAUGAGAUAAAACAAUUAAGCAUCUAGUGUAGUUGCGUUUUUGUAUCGGUGUAUCAACCCUGGAGGACGCGAUCGCUCUUCGGAAUGUGUUUCGGGAUAGCGAGGAUAUCUCUAGGACAUGAAGCAUAUAUGAAGCCUCUACACAAUUAUCUUGACAAGAGAUUUCAAGAACUAAUUAUGUUUAAUAAUAAAAUUAGAGUUGUAUAAAUAUAACAAAACUCUCACCCUUGUAAUCAAACCACCUUCAUUCUUAUUAAUAACCUCUUGAAUGAAUACAUUACAGUUGAAAGUGAGUCAAUAACGAUGAAACAGCAUUUAAUUUUCCAUAAUGUGCUCGAACCCUCAGAACAUCGUUUCCCUCUAUAAUAAACGGUAUUGUAAACGAUGUGUGGCCCAAUAAAGGCGAAAUCCAGUCCAUAUUCUCGGCGAACAACUAUUUACACACACCUACAAAAUGGAACUCUGAACUGUGACGGAGCUCGUAAUUCGGCCAAUUUCCGAUAAUAAUACGUUUUACUUGUGCUCUAGUGCAAAUGAUCAGAAACUUUUGUGAUUUAACAUGUUGACAGACGUGUAGUAAUAAUAUGGACAGUGAAUUAAAUUUGUAACUAUGAGUGAUCGUAAAUUGACUUUACGUUUGUUCAAGCAGUUUUAUGUGUUGAUAUUGAUGGUAGGAUUUGCACCAAUUAUGUCAGGAAACAAAUGGGAAGAGGACUCCAAUAACAGUACUAACUAUAUACUUUCACCUGCCUUUGAUGAUAUAUUUACGAGAGAAAUCCACGCAACUGUAGGUCAGACACUUCUUCUUCCUUGUACAGUUAGGAAUCUAGGGAAUAAAGUGGUGUCAUGGAUAAGAAGUAGGGAUUUGCAUAUUCUCACGUCUAGUCGACAUACUUUUUCCAGCGACCGGCGAUUCGAGUCAGUGCACACUGACAGCUCCGGGGAUUUUUGGGGUUUGAGGAUACGUGGUGCACAUGUCGCAGAUACCGGACAAUACGAGUGCCAAGUUAAUACUGAACCAAAAAUGAGUUUGGCUAUAUUUCUUACUGUAUCACAAAAUGCAGAUGAUCACAAUUCUCUUGAAGAAGAGACCAGUUCCAGUUCCAAAUGGAUCAGCCAAGCUUUGAUAAAAGGUCCCAGUAUAGUAUAUGUACAAAUUGGUUCUCCGGUUACAUUACAAUGUGAAAUAUCUCCUUUAUCUCUUCAGUCUGGUAUACACAGAUUAUUUUUCACAAGUAAUAUGAAACCUGUAGUACGAUGGUUGCAUAACGGUGAAGAACUCUCGUUUGAGUUCACAAAGGAUAAUAUUACAGUCGAGACUGAAUAUAGGGAUAAAGAUCAAAGAAUAUUCAGCAGAAUCCGUCUUUCUUCGGUGUCAUUGGGAGAUGGCGGACAAUAUACGUGUAUGCAACCAUCUGUAAAACCAGACAGUGUAAAGCUGAUUGUGGUGGAAGCUGAACAUUCCGAAGCAAUGCAAAGAGAUUCUCCAUUCUACUCAUCUGGUAUUCCAUUGAGGAAUCGGAAAUAUUUCAUGCUUUAUUUAUUAUUUCUUUUUACAUUUGUCUAAUUUAGGAAAAUCUGCUAAUAAAUAUAUUUUUCCAUA